Messenger RNA from Morone saxatilis (striped sea-bass), 1311 nucleotides. RefSeq names its product lipid droplet associated hydrolase (gene ldah). Gene Ontology annotation, molecular function: lipase activity. Gene Ontology annotation, cellular component: lipid droplet. Gene Ontology annotation, biological process: lipid storage. NCBI's taxonomy places the organism in Eukaryota, Metazoa, Chordata, Actinopteri, Moronidae. The record is from RefSeq and is a predicted model, not a curated record.
AUUUUGAAGGCCAUCAUGCUGUUUCCCACCAUUGAGCACAUGGCUCAGACUCCUCAGGGGAAGGUCAUGACCCCUUUGCUGUGUCACAUGCGUUAUGUGGCCUACCUGCCUCUCUUCCUGCUCUCUCUGCUGCCCGAGGGACUCAAAGCCAGCCUGAUCAAACUGGUGUUCGGUGGCAUUCACUCUCUGGACCACACUGUGCUCCAGCCUACUGUAGGUCUGCUCAAUGGAGACUGCGCAGCCAAUGCAAUGUACAUGGGGGGUCAGGAAAUGAGGAAAGUUCUGGAAAGAGACAAUGUAACCAUUAACAAGAAUCUUGAAAAGCUUAUAUUUUACUAUGGAGCUACAGACCACUGGUGCCCUGUUCAGUAUUAUCAAGACAUCAAACGGGACUUCCCACAUGGAGAUGUAAGACUGUGUGAGAACGGAUUCCGCCACGCCUUCGUCCUGGAUGCAGGAAGAGAUGUUGCCAAAAUGGUGGUGGAAUGGAUCAAUGGAGAUCUGAGGACAUGAGUUCUUCUCUUCCUGUCUACUCUUACAUCUACUGUCUGACAUGAACACUGAUGAUGAACAAGGCAGCCGGGGUUUUUUAAUUAGCAGAAGUCAAUUAAGAGUGAAUAUAAUGCCGUACUUUGGUUCAUAAUAAGCACAAUAAAAACCUAAAUGUUACAUGACAACUUAUAUAAAGUGGUUUUACCCAUGUAUAAGAAAUUAUACAAAAUUGAGUCAGGCUAAAACAGAUAUUUUAUGAUUCUUAACAGUGUAUGUAUUAUAUUGUAUAGAUUCAGCCAUUCGUCUCCAAAGAUGAAAUAGCAUAUCUAAUGCUAUUACCUGGCAGGUGUGAUUAUUUAACUUCUUUUAUGUUGCCAUUUUGCACUUAUGCCAAUUUUACUUUACAUUCUUUUUCACAUAUACAGCAGUAAAUCAUGCAUUCCCGUGUAUGGUUUGAACAGCAUAGGCAGUGUAGCAAUUCAUCUUACCUGCUUUUUAUUUUUCAUCUAUUGUCAGAGCUGCCUGUGAGUGUAAUGGAGUCGGAUAGAGAGUUUAAACCUGGUGGAAACUGUCGGCAUCCAAGCAAGCAGAGCAAGUGAUGCUUAUGUAUGGUUCACAAAGCAAGACUCAAGAAAUGAUUAAGCUAAUAUCAUUCCAAACUGGUUACUAGUGGACAUGAUAAUGAUCCUAUAAUAAUGACCUUUAAUGAUUCACUGUACUAACUUUGUAAACACUUUGUUACUCCUUUGCAGAUAUUGUUACAACUAGUCUGCUGAACGAGUUAUGACGAGGUUUAAUAAAUGAAAGACUUGAUUGUGA